CCCCGCCGGCCGGCAGACAUGAGGUUAAAGGGGGCGAGAGCUCCGGGUUCCUGCCCUGGAGCUUUGGAGGAAACUUUCCUCGCCCUGGAGCUGCGAGCGCAGAGCUGGGACGGACAGUCGGGCGCAGGCAGGAGGAGAGGCAGGGCGACGCGUGGGGCGCAGGAAGUGGGAACGGGGCGGGCGGGACCCCGCUGUCCCUGGCUGCCCACGGCUGAGCGCAGGAAGGGCCAGGCCAGUGUGAGGAAGGACACCAGGGGUCCAGGCCCACAGCCCGCAUAGGCUCCCUGAUGGUGCAACCCCCCCACCACCAGCUCCGCCCCUGCAGCAGUGCCACUGGGUGUUGGUGCUCCUGCCGGGCUCGGGGGGGGGUGAGUGGAAAGCUCAUCCCAGGGUCUGUUACCGCCCUGAGCCCCAUGGCCAUUUAAUCCUUCACCCAUUAACUUGGACUAAUAAACCUUGUGGGAGAGAGGCUAAAAGCCGUGCCUGCACCAGUGCAGUCUCCGCCAGUGCCGCUCCAGCUGCCCACCAUGGCAGCCGGCUUCUUCAUCAGCAAGACUGUGGGCAUUGUGGCCAUCGUGCUGGGCCUGGGGGCUGUGGCCACAAUUAUUGCACUCUCGGUGGUGUACGCCCAGGAGAAGAACAAGGGAACGUCUGAUGUGGGUACCAGCAGCACGCCUGGCCCCAACAUCACCACCACCCCCACCUCCACCCCCACCCCCAACAACCCCUGGAACCGGUGGAGGUUGCCGACCACGCUGAAGCCGGAUAGCUACGAGGUGUCCCUGCAGCCCUUCCUGAAGGCCGAUGCCAACAACAUGUACAUCUUCAAGGGCAACAGCAGUGUGGUCUUCAUCUGUAUGGAAGCCACCAACCUCAUCCUCAUCCACAGCAACAAGCUGAACUACACCAUGCAUGGCUCCUUCCAUGCCACGUUGCAGGCAGAGGGUGUUGGCAGUGCCCCUGCAAUCUCCCGCACCUGGCUGGAGACUCCCACCCAGUACCUGGUGGUGCAGCUGGAGACCCCCCUGCAGCAGGGCCAGCGGUACCAGCUGUCCUGCAACUUCACCGGGGAGCUGGCUGAUGACCUGGCUGGCUUCUAUCGCAGCGAAUACACGGACAAGUCAGGCAACAAGCAGGUGGUGGCCACCACACAGAUGCAGGCGGCUGAUGCACGCAAAGCUUUCCCCUGCUUCGACGAGCCGGCCAUGAAAGCCAACUUCACAGUGACACUGGUCCACCCCUCCAACUAUGUGGCGAUUUCGAACAUGCCUGCCAAGAACACCAUGCAGCAGAUGAUUGAUGGGGAGGCCUGGAAUGUCACUGAGUUCGAAACCACCCCCAGGAUGUCCACGUACCUUCUGGCCUUCAUUGUCAGCCAGUUCACCUACGUGCAGAAUGACUCAGAGAGUACACUGAUUCGCAUCUGGGGCCGCCCCGAGGCCAUCAGCGAGGGCCAGGGCAGCUACGCACUCAAUGUCACUGGCCCCAUCCUCAGGUUCUUUGAGGGUCAUUACAACACGGCCUACCCGCUCCCAAAGUCUGACCAGGUUGGCCUCCCUGAUUUCAACGCGGGCGCGAUGGAGAACUGGGGGCUGGUGACCUACCGGGAGAACUCACUGCUCUUUGAUGCUGCAUACUCCUCCAUUGGCAACAAGGAGCGGGUGGUGACUGUCAUCGCCCAUGAGCUGGCCCACCAGUGGUUUGGGAAUUUGGUGACGCUGCGGUGGUGGAACGACCUGUGGCUGAAUGAGGGCUUCGCCUCGUAUGUGGAAUACCUGGGCGCCGACUCAGCUGAGCCCUCCUGGAACAUCAAAGACCUGAUGGUGCUGAAUGAGCUGCAUGCGGUGAUGGCAACAGAUGCCCUGGCCAGCUCCCACCCACUCUCCUUCCGCGAGGAAGAGAUCAACACCCCAGCCCAGAUCAGUGAAGUCUUUGACAGCAUCGCCUACAGCAAGGGAGCGUCGGUGCUGCGGAUGCUCUCAGACUUCCUCAGCGAGGACAUCUUCAAGCAAGGGCUGCAGUCCUACCUCCACACCUUUGCCUACAACAACACUGUCUACACUGACCUCUGGGUUCAUCUGCAAGAGGCAGUGAAUAAGAACAACGUCCCACUGCCUAACAGUAUCAGCGACAUCAUGGAUCGCUGGACGCUGCAGAUGGGCUUCCCUGUGGUGACUGUUGACACCCGCACCGGCACCAUCAACCAGACCCAUUUUCUGCUGGACCCUGCAUCCUCUGUGGACAGACCCUCUGCCUUCAACUACACCUGGAUCAUCCCCAUCACCUGGAUGAUAGACAAGAGCCAUGGGAACAGCAGCUACUGGCUGACCAAUGUCACAGCCACCAACGACCAGUUCAAGCUCAACAGCUCCAGCUGGCUCCUGCUGAACCUCAAUGUCACUGGGUACUUCCGUGUCAAUUACAACCAGGAGAACUGGGAUCAGCUCCUCAACCAGCUUGUUGCUGACCACCAGGUCUUCCCUGUGAUCAACCGUGCCCAGAUCAUUGAUGACGCCUUUAACCUGGCCAGGGCCAAGUACGUCAACGUGACCUUGGCUCUGAACACGACACGGUUCCUGAGCCGGGAGACGGAAUACAUGCCCUGGCAGGCAGCGCUCAGCAACCUCCAGUACUUCCAGCUGAUGUUUGACCGCAGCGAGGUCUUUGGGGCCAUGUCGAGCUACAUGAAGAAGCAGGUGACUCCUCUCUUCGCCUACUACAAGAACCUCACCAAUGGCUGGAAAGAUAUCCCCAGUGGCCUGAUGGUCCAGUACAAUGAGAUCAAUGCCAUCAGCACUGCCUGCUCCUAUGGCAUCACCGAGUGCCAGGAUUUGGCCACCAACUACUUGCUCCAGUGGCAGCAGAAUGCCAGCAACAACCCGGUCCCCCCGAACCUGCGCUCAGCCAUCUACUGCAGCAUGGUGGCCACGGGUGGGGAGGAGGCCUGGAAUUUCCUCUGGGACAGGUUCCGGGAGGCCUCUGUGGUGUCUGAGGCCGACAAGCUCCGCACAGCCCUCUCCUGCAGCCCCCACCCCUGGAUCCUCAGCAGGUACCUGGAGUACACCCUUGACCCUACAAAGAUCCGGAAGCAGGAUGCCACCUCCACGAUCAACAGCAUUGCCAGCAAUGUUGUGGGGCAGCCCCUGGCCUGGGACUUCAUCCGUGGCAACUGGAGGAUGCUCUUCAGCCAGUAUGGGGGCGGCUCCUUCUCCUUCUCCCGCCUGAUUUUAUCUGUGACCCAGCGCUUUUCCUCAGAAUUUGAGCUACAACAGCUGGAGCAGUUCAAGAAAGACAACCAGGACAUCGGGUUUGGGUCGGGGACGCGGGCGCUGGAGCAGGCGCUGGAGCGGACGCGCGCUAACAUCAACUGGGUGAAGGAGAACCAGGCGACGGUGCUGGCGUGGUUCAGGGGCGAGACCAGCUAACAGGCGCCUGCGCUUGCCCGGCCACCAGGAUGGACCCUCGUCCACUCCCGACUCCGUUGACUCCAUCCCCGCAGCCCCCAGGCCCCUGUGCCCCCCAGUCCCACACUGCCAGUGAGGGGCCUGACGCCCGGAUAAUGGGCACUGGGAACACGGGGGGCGUGGGAGGGGGGAGGUCAUGCUGGUGUAAAUAAAUACUGUGGGGGUGUAAAUAAAAACUUUCCCAGUUUC
This is a messenger RNA of Corvus hawaiiensis (hawaiian crow), 3653 nucleotides long. It is a transcript of the gene ANPEP, whose product is annotated as alanyl aminopeptidase, membrane. Gene Ontology annotation, molecular function: peptide binding; metalloaminopeptidase activity; zinc ion binding. Gene Ontology annotation, cellular component: cytoplasm. Gene Ontology annotation, biological process: proteolysis; peptide catabolic process. The record is from RefSeq and is a predicted model, not a curated record. NCBI's taxonomy places the organism in Eukaryota, Metazoa, Chordata, Aves, Passeriformes, Corvidae. The transcript is spliced from 21 exons. Bases 528 to 3425 code for a protein of 965 amino acids.